This is a messenger RNA of Fusarium mangiferae, 1572 nucleotides long. RefSeq lists its product as uncharacterized. The coding region runs from base 1 to 1572 and encodes 523 amino acids. Gene Ontology annotation, cellular component: membrane. The record is from RefSeq and is a predicted model, not a curated record. Gene Ontology annotation, molecular function: transmembrane transporter activity. NCBI's taxonomy places the organism in Eukaryota, Fungi, Ascomycota, Sordariomycetes, Hypocreales, Nectriaceae. The transcript is spliced from 2 exons. Gene Ontology annotation, biological process: transmembrane transport.
AUGGCUUGCACAGCUUCGUCACCCGUCAUGAUCAAAGAAAAGCAUAGUAUGUCUCCAAACGAGUUAGAGACCAAUUCCUCCAUCGCUCCCGGAGUCAUUGAACCUAAAAUCACUGAUGGCAAGGACAUCGAUGUUGCCGCUCAGUAUGCGGACCAAUUCGCCAAUGGUGAUUCUUAUAGCCGCAUGGAAUGGGUUAGGUUGCGCUGGAAACUCGACAUUCGCCUGGUGCCCCUUCUGUGGUUCAACAUCACGUUAGGAGCUAUGGAUAAAGUCACGACUGCAACUGCUGCGCUGUACGGUUUCCGAAAGGAUAAUGAUCUCACGGGUGAUCGAUACAGCUGGGUUGGGAGUGCUUUCUAUUUUGGCUACCUUAUUUGGUGUCUCCCAAGCGGUUCUCUUCUUCAGAGAUUCCCCGUCGCCAAGCUCAUGUUCGUCGUUCAGAUCGUCUGGGGAGGUAUCCUCAUCGCAACUAGCUUUGCCAAUAACUUUCCGACGCUGAUCGCUCUACGCGUCCUCCUCGGUGCUCUCGAAGCCCCAAUUGUCCCCGGAAACUUUCUUAUCCUCGGCAUGUGGUACACACGAAGUGAGCAGCCCAUUAGGACAGGCCUCAUGUACACUGGCCUGUCAGUGUGCUUCACUGGCCCUAUCGGCUGGGGUAUUGGCUUCUUGGCUGGUGAGCAUCAGUGGAGGGCCAUGUUUUGGAUAUGCGGUGGUAUUACCAUCGUCUGGGCGUUUGUUCUCGGUCUCUUUCUACCCGACAGCCCUGUCAAAGCCAAGUUCGUCACCGAGCGUGAGAAGGCCAUUGUGAUUGAUCACCUGCGUGCCGACCAGACAGGCGUCGAAAACAAGACGUUCAAGAAGGAUCAGAUGAUUGAGGCCUUCUUGGAUCCUAAGACAUGGCUCAUGUUCAUGUUCAACAUCGUCAUCUCCAUUCCCAAUGGCGGUCUGACUAACUUUGCACCUCUUGUCGUUCAGGGUCUCGGCUAUACACCGCAACGGUCCACACUGCUCAUGAUGCCAACGGGUAUCAUUCAGACCAUCUCGUCAUAUUUAUGCAAUGGCGGCGUUUUCUUGUGCGCAAAGUACUUGCCCAAGAAGCAGUGCCGCACUGCCUGGGUCUUGCUUGGUAUUGUAGUCGGCCUCAUCUCAGCUGUCUUCCUAUAUACUCUCCCGACAGAGGACUUCAAUAAUCGUCUUGCGGCUUUGUACAUGUCUUACUUUUAUUUCGGACCGUAUGUCGUGGCUCUCGGUAUCAACUCGGCGAACACUGCAGGCCACACCAAGAAGGUUACAGUCAAUGCUCUCGUCUUCAUCGCAUACUGCGUGUCCAACAUUAUUGGGCCUCAGUUUUUCAAGGCAGAUCAGGCGCCUCUCUACCCACUUGGAAUGGGCGCCAUUCUUUGCAGUUAUGGGUUGGCAAUGAUUAUCAUGAUCUUCUACGGGUCGUACUGCUGGUGGGAAAAUCGGCGAAGGGAUGCCGUGGACAACGAGUCCAGCGCUGCUGUGCAUGUUGACACAGAUUUUCGUGAUCUCAUAGAUAAGCAGAACAUUCAUUUCCGCUAUGUUUGGUAG